GAAUUAAAUUGCUGCCCUCCUGCUUUUAAAAGGCUGGAAAAUAUAACAUUUUUAUAAUUGUUGUCUAUCACUGUGAAAAUUCAUAUUGUCAAUUAAUUCUAUUUGUAAUUGUUCCCGUUUUAUUGGUGUCUUCAGUGUAAGAUCUCAGUGCAACAUUUGGUCAUAGAAAAAAGGCUAGAGUUGCUGCAUUGAUAAUGAUGCUGAAUAUAUUGAUUUUUUGGUUAGAGUUAAAUAUUUAUUAUGUUCCAUGAAUAUGUUGGUUCUGUCAUUUCCAGUCUCAGAUCUCCAUUUCAUACCCUCAACAUCGGACUUUGAAAAAUAUGCAUUAGUGAUGCAUUCAUUAUUAUAAAUGUUUGUAAUCGUAUUUUGAAAUUAUUUAUUGCAAACUAAUUCUAUUUCAUUCAUUUUGAUGGCUGAUGUGUUUGUUUGAUACAGAUUGAGAACUUAACCUAAAUUGAUAGUUGCAUUGCAGUGAAAUUAAGUUUAUUAAAGUUGUGCAUGCCUUUGAAAAUUGUUAUCUCCCUUCAUGCAUUUAAUAGAAUUUGAGGAAAUGUAGCUAGCUCUAUGGUGUUUAAAACAAAAACAUGCUUCACACAAGUCAGUGUGUUGCAAUUGGCAUAUGUGCUCCAGUGAUGGUCUUUCAAUGGGAUUGAGGGGGUAUAUGGAAGGAUAUCUGCCCUGCUAAAUAUCCCCCUGAAAAAUGUGCACAUAUAGAUAUCAGGAGACCUUAUAUCCUUACGACCUUACAAUCGUAAGACAUAGGAGCAGAAUUCAGCUAAUCUGCUGGAGGAAGUGGUGAAAUGGGGCAAAAUUACUACAUUUAAGAGGCAACCAUGUUCACCAACACAAUCUGUGAUCUCAUGACCAACAUUUUUCAUUCUAUCAUUAGUGGCAACCCAGAGCAUUGAUCUUGAUGCCACUAGAAGAUAGGAUGGCUAGCUGGGAGCAGCAGCAGCAGCAUAUCGAAAAGCUGACUGAUAAAGCUGCAACACAGGACUACCUGCAUGCUACUAAACAUUGGAUAGUAGACAGAGGCAUUGAUUUUGUAAUUAAUGGAUCAAAUUAAAACUCAUCCUGCCUCAUCCAGUCCUGAAUAGUGGAGAAGAGUCAAACAUAUAAUAUGAGUAGAAUGCUGCAAGAUUAACCCCCUCCACAGAGGUGGCAGUGCAAGCUUGUGAGUGCUCGUGACAAAGCUGAAGCAAUCACUGUCACAUUCGGCCAGAAGUGGCAAAUAAAUAACCUAACUGACUGUUACUGAGACCUCCAAUGUUUUCGAAGUCGGGACACAUCUAAUUCAAUUUGCCCUGUGAUAGCAAGAAAUGGCUGAGUACAUUGUAAACAGCAAAGGCCAUGUGACCAGAUUUCAUUCCAACUGUAGUUUUGAAGACCUGGACUCUGGAGCAAGCUGUUUUACUAGCAUGGCUGUACCAGUACAUUAAAAACACUGGUGUCUGUCCAAUAAUAAUGUGAUCCAGCUAUGCCGCCUUCAAAACUAAAAAGACAAAUCCAAUCCUGCGAAUAACUGCUCAAUAAAUUUGCUGCCAAUCGUCAAUAAGGUGAUGGGCGCCAUCAUCCACAGUGCUAUUCAGCAGCAUUUAUUCACCAAUAUCAGACCUGUCAAUCCCUAGAACCACUUAGUUCAGAUGUGGAAAAGGAGUUGAAUUUGAGGUGAGAGAGACUGUUUUUGAGGUUAAGAUUGCAUUUGACAGGGCAGCAUUAAAGUGUCAGGUAAAACUAAAGUUUAUGGUCAAUGGGGACAAAAAUCUUACUGGUUGGAGUCAUGUCUCACACAAAUAAGAUCGUUGUUUGAGGUCAAUUUUCGUCAUCCUGGGAUAUAAUUUCACAAAUUCUCAAGGCAGGUACUAGUUGUUUCACCUUCAGCUAAUUCUUCAGUUACUAUUGUUCCAUCAUAAAGUUGAAAUGUGGAUGUUUGCUGAAGACUGCAUAAUAUUCAUUCCUUUUGUAACUCUUCAGCAAACGAAGCACCCCAAUGCCUGUGUGCAACAAGGUCUGGGAGGCGUUUGGUUAUGGGCUGAUGGGUGGCAAGUAAACUUUGCAUCACAAUAAUACUAUGUGUUAACCAUCUCUAUUCAUAGACUCACUCUGGACUUUUAACAGCCUUGCACUGCUGGAUAUCCACUUUGAACAUCUGGUCACCUUUGACCAGAAACUAUAUCUGACCCGGCAUUGAAAUAGUAUAGCUACUUGUAUAGCUCAGAGACUGGUAUCUGUGACAAAUAACUUGGCUCUGAGCACCCAACAGCCUUUGCAUCAACUACGAGGCACAACAACAGGAUGGAAAAUCCUUCCUUGCCAAUAUGAAAGUAAGAUGAAUGUUAUUCAAAAAUGUAUACCAUGGAAAAUGCAAUGCGGUUGCUUUCCAAUGCUAUUGUGACAGCAAUUCCCAAACCUGGAACUGUUACCACUAACAGGUGCAGGAACCGUUACCACUAACAGGUGCAGGGUCAGGGCUGUGAGUAUUUAAAUCCAGCGCGGGGCUUACUUUCACAGAGGCCCGGGAACCGUUGGAGCGAGUGGAGGAGGGUCAGGGCUUAUUACCAAAAUAUGUAAAGUUCCACACUUCAUAGGGAUGGUUCUGGUGGAAGCCGCUGAUUGGUGGAAGCAGACUAGAGGAAGCAGUUGAUUGGGUGCAACCUCAGGUUAGCAUUUCUGCUUUCUGGUUAAAGGUACAGUGCUUUAGUAAAGGUACAGUGAGCCAAGGGUACAGUGGGCUAAAGGUACAGUGCUUUUUGUUUAUAUAAUAAAGGUACAGUUUAAAGGUCAAGAGGGAGCAGCUGUUGUGAGUCAGAUACCUGCUGAUUUCUCCCAGCAGUUUCUAUUGUAUUAUACUUGUAUCAGAUCCAGGGUAAGGCGGGAGAAUGACAGCCAGAGCAGUGUACUGUUCUGGAUGUCAGAUGUGGGAGGUCAUGGAGUCGGAUGGCCCUCCAGACGUCCAUAUCUGCACCAGGUGCAGCGAGAUGGGGCUCCUAAGGGACCAUAUUAGGAUCCUGGAGCAGCAGCUCGAUGGCCUCUGUCUGGUCAGGGAGAGUGAGGAGGUCAUAGAGAGGAGUUAUAGGGAGGUGGUCACUCCAAAACCACAGGAGAGAGACAUGUGGGUCACGUUAAGGAAGGGCAAGGGGCAGAGGCAGAGACGAGUGAGUACUCCAAUGUCGGUACACCUUGCAAAUAAAUACUCCUGUUUGAGUACGGAUGGGGGUGACAGCCUACCCGGGGGUAGCGACAGCGGACGGGCCUCCAGCACAGAGACCGGCCCUGUUGCUCCGAAAGGUAGGGACAAAAAGAAGAGGGCAAUAGUAAUUGGGGACUCUAUUGUUAGGGGGUCGGAUAGGCGAUUCUGUGGACGCAGUCGGGAGACCAGGAUGGUGGGCUGCCUCCCCGGUGCCACGGUCUCGGACGUGUCUCAACGCGUCCAAGAUAUCCUGAAAUCAGAGGGAGAGGAGCCUGAGGUCGUGGUACAUAUAGGUACCAAUGACAUAGGUUAAAAAAAGGGAAGAGGUCCUGAAGGGAGGAUUUAGGGAGUUGGGAGGAGAGUUAAGGAAAAGGACCAAAAAGGUAACAAUCUCAGGAUUACUGCCUGUGCCACGCGACAGUGAGAGUAGGAAUGGAGCGAGGUGGAGGAUAAAUGCAUGGCUGAAAGACUGGUGCAGAGAGCAGGGAUUCAAGUUUCUGGGUCAUUGGGACUUCUUUUGGGGAAGGUGGGACCUGUACAGAAAGGAUGGGUUGCACUUGAACCCGAGGGGGACCAAUAUCCUGGCGGGGAAAUUUGCAAAGGCUACUGGGGAGACUUUAAACUAGAAUGGUUGGGGCGAGGGACUCAAAUAGAGAAAAUUAGUAGACAGAAUGGGAGGCAGGAAGCAGAAAAGGGAAGCACUCGGACACAAGAGGAGAAAGAAGAAAAAGGAAAUAAACAGAGAAUAAGAGGCGGGGGGUUUCUUAAAUGUGCAUAUUUUAAUGCUAGGAGCAUGGUAAGAAAAGUGGAUGAGCUUAGAGUCUGGAUAGACACCUGGAAGUAUGAUGUUGUGGCGAUCAUUGAAACAUGGUUGCAGGAGGGCUGUGAUUGGAAACUAAAUAUUCCAGGAUUUCGUUGCUUCAGGUGUGAUAGAAUUGGAGGGGCAAGAGGUGGAGGUGUUGCAUUGCUUGUCAGGGAAGAUAUUCCAGCAGUGCUUUGGCAGGAUAGAUUGGAGGGCUCAUCUAGGGAGGCUAUUUGGGUGGAACUGAGAAGUGGGAAAGGUGUAGCAACACUUAUAGGGGUGUAUUAUAGACCGCCAAAUGGGGAUCGAGAAUUGGAAGAGCAAAUAUGUAAGGAGAUAGCAGAUAUUAGUAAUAAGCACAAGGUAGUGAUUGUGGGAGAUUUCAACUUUCCACACAUAGACUGGGAAACACAUUCUGUAAAUGGGCUGGAUGGUUUGGAGUUUGUAAAAUGUGUGCAGGAUAGUUUUUUGCAGCAAUACAUAGAGGUACCUACUAGAGGAGGGGCAGUGCUGGACCUCCUGUUAGGAAAUGAGACGGGACAGGUGGCGGAGGUAUGCGUUGGGGAGCACUUCGGGUCCAGUGAUCACAAUACCAUUAGUUUCAAUAUAAUUAUGGAGAGGGUCAGAACUGGACCUAGGGUUGAGAUUUUUGAUUGGAGAAAGGCUAACUUUGAUGAGAUGCGAAAUGAUUUAAAAGGAGUGAACUGGGACAUUUUGUUUUAUGGGAAGGAUGUAGAAGAGAAAUGGAGGACAUUUAAAGGGGAAAUUUUAAGAGUACAGAAUCUUUAUGUUCCUGUUCGGUUGAAAGGAAACUGUAAAAAUUGGAACGAGCCCUGGUUUUCAAGGGAAAUUGGACCUUGUUCGGAAAAAGAGGGAGAUCUACAAUAAUUAUAGGCAGCAUCGAGUAAAUGAGGUGCUUGAGGAGUAUAAAGAAUGUAAAAAGAAUCUUAAGAAAUAAAUUAGAAAAGCUUAAAGAAGAUAUGAGGUUGCUUUGGCAAGUAAGUUGAAAGUAAAUCCAAAGGGUUUCUACAGCUAUAUUAAUAGCAAAAGGAUAAUGAGGGAUAAAAUUGGUCCAUUGGAGAGACAGAGUGGACAGCUAUCUGCAGAGCCAAAACAGAUGGGGGAGAUUGACCAAUUUAUUUUCUUCGGUAUUCACCAAGGAGAAUGAUAUUGAAUUAUGUGAGGUAAGGGAAAUUAGUAGAUUAGCUAUGGAUAAUUUGAGUUUCAAAGUAAAAGAAGUACUGACACUUUUGAAAAAUAUAAAAGUGGAUAAGUCUCCAGGGCCUGACAGGAUAUUCCCUAGGACAUUGAGGGAAGUUAGUGUAGAAAUAGCCGGGGCUAUGACAGAAAUAUUUCAAAUGUCAUUAGAAACGGGAAUAGUCCCCGAUGAUUGGCAUACUGCGCAUGUUGUUCCAUUGUUUAAAAAGGGUUCUAAGAGUAAACCUAGCAAUUAUAGACCUGUUAGUUUGACUUCAGUGGUGGGCAAAUUAAUGGAAAAGAUACUUAGAGAUAAUAUAUAUAAGCAUCUGGAUAAACAGGGUCUGAUUAGGAACAGUCAACAUGGAUUUGUGCCUGGAAGGUCAUGUUUGACUAAUCUUCUUGAAUUUUUUGUAGGGGUUACUAGGGAAAUUGACGAGGGUAAAGCAGUGGAUGUUGUCUAUAUGGACUUUAGUAAGGCCUUUGACAAGGUUCCUCAUGGAAGGUUGGUUAAGAAGGUUAAACUGUUGGGUAUAAAUGCAGGAAUAGCAAGAUGGAUUCAACAGUGGCUGAAUGGGAGACGCCAGAGGGUAAUGGUGGAUGGCUGUUUGUCGUGUUGGAGGCAGGUGACUAGUGGGGUGCCUCGGGGAUCUGUGUUGGGUCCUUUGUUGUUUUGUCAUGUACAUCAAUGAUCUGGACGAAGGUGUGGUAAAUUGGAUUAGUAAGUAUGCAGAUGAUACCAAGAUAGGGGGUGUUGUGGAUAAUGAAGAGGAUUUCCAAAGUCUACAGAGUGAUUUAGGCCAUUUGGAAGAAUGGGCUGAAAGAUGGCAGAUGGAGUUUAAUGCUGAUAAAUGUGAGGUGCUACACCUUGGCAGGACAAAUCAAAAUAGGAAGUACAUGGUAAAUGGUAGGGAAUUGAAGAAUACAGUUGAACAGAGGGAUCUGGGAAUAACCGUGCAUAGUUCCUUGAAGGUGGAAUCUCAUAUAGAUAGGGUGGUAAAGAAAGAUUUUGGUAUGCUAGCCUUUAUAAAUGAGAGCAUUGAGUAUAGAAGCUGGGAUGUAAUGUUAAAAUUGUACAAGGCAUUGGUGAGACCAAAUCUGGAGUAUGGUGUACAAUUUUGGUCGCCCAAUUAUAGGAAGGUGUCAACAAAAUAGAGAGAGUACAGAGGAGAUUUACUAGAAUGUUGCCUGGGUUUCAACAACUAAGUUACAGAGAUAGGUUGAAUAAGUUAGGUCUUUAUUCUCUGGAGCGCCGAAGGUUAAGGGGGCACUUGAUAGAGGUCUUUAAAAUGAUGAGAGGGAUAGACAGAGUUGAUGUGGACAAGCUUUUCCCUUUGAGAAUAGGAAAGAUUCAAACAAGAGGACAUGACUUCAGAAUUAAGGGACAGAAGUUUAGGGGUAACAUGAGGGGGAACUUCUUUACUCAGAGAGUGGUAGCGGUGUGGAAUGAGCUUCCAGUGGAAGUGGUGGAGGCUGGUUCGAUGGUAUCAUUUAAAAAUAAAUUGGAUAGGCAUAUGGAUGAGAAGAGAAUGGAGGGUUAUGGUACGAGUGCAGGCAGGUGGGACUGAGGGAAAAUAAUUGUUCGGCAUGGACUUGUAGGGCCGAGAUGGCCUGUUUCCGUGCUGUAAUUGUUAUAUGGUUAUAACUUCAGGCUAGUGGGAACACUCCCACCUGUAAGUACCCUAUCAAGUUGCACACCAUCCUAGUUUGGAAAUUAUCUCUAUUCUUUCAUUUUUGCUGGGUUUAAAUCUUGGAAUACCCGAUCAAUAACGCAGCAGGAUUCACCAGAAGGACUGCAAUAGCUUAGUAAGAUGGCUCACCACCAUCUUUUCAUGGGCAUUUUAGGAUGAACAAUAGAUGCAGGUUUUACCUGUGAUCCAAGAAAUUAUGAAGUAAAGCACUGAAGUUGAAACUUAUUCAGAACAAGGCAGCCCUCAUUAGUAUUAUUGCAUUCACUGCUGUAAGCAAUCAAUCUGUGGAACACUGGAGCAUUAUGGUUGAAAUAUCACGACCUCACAAUAUGCAUUCUUUAAUAAUAUCUUAUCAAAAUCGUGAAUUCUAUCAUCUUGUAAGGCAGCAGGUUUGUCAUCACUGAGUAUUGCUUUAAGGUAGCAAUGUUACAAAAUUUUGAGAUUUAAAAAAUCAAGUCUGCAAUUUAUCCCAUCAGAUAAAGCAUAAAAAGAGGUUUAAUUUGACACCUAAUUCACUUUCAUAUCUUCAGUAUUAAAAAAAGUUAUGCCCAUUUUCAUAUUCGGAAAUUGGCAUCUUGUUCCCUAUUGCUUUUCCAUUGACUUAACACAAAAGCUGUGAUCGAGGAUAGUCAAAAGCCCAUAACUUUCUUAAAAAUUAAGAGAACUGAAAGAAAAUUUCAGUUAUUAUAGAUUGAAGCAUUCUGAAACAAAUAUGAAACAAUCUUACUUGGAUGACCUGAAAUUAAAGCAUAUAAUUAGGUAGUUACCUAAUUGUAGCUAAUUACAAAAUUCAAUUACUAGAUCUAAACAUCUAUCCAUUUCUUAAGUAAAGAUUAACAUUUUUAAAAGCCCAAGUGUCCAAAUAACAUUCACACAAGAAUUCACAAUAUAACAUAAUUUUUAAAUCUCAUUGACAUGAAUUUAUGUCAAUGAGAUUUUAAUGUUUAAUACCUGUAAAUUAAUGGCCAUUUUAAUCAUCUUGCGAAUAGGUUUUUGUGGAACGCGAUUGAUUGGAACGUUGCGGUUUGCGGUGAAUUUGAACCUCAUAUCGGC
Leucoraja erinaceus (little skate) is the source of this 7933-nucleotide messenger RNA. RefSeq lists its product as uncharacterized. The record is from RefSeq and is a predicted model, not a curated record. The coding region runs from base 3648 to 4880 and encodes 410 amino acids. Gene Ontology annotation, molecular function: catalytic activity. The transcript is spliced from 2 exons. NCBI's taxonomy places the organism in Eukaryota, Metazoa, Chordata, Chondrichthyes, Rajiformes, Rajidae.